Molecule: messenger RNA, 1832 nt
Organism: Oncorhynchus masou masou (cherry salmon)
Lineage: Eukaryota; Metazoa; Chordata; Actinopteri; Salmoniformes; Salmonidae
Product: alpha-(1,3)-fucosyltransferase 7-like
Exons: 2
Coding region: 366-1412 (348 amino acids)
Cellular component (GO): membrane
Molecular function (GO): alpha-(1->3)-fucosyltransferase activity
Source: RefSeq, a predicted model, not a curated record
AGACAUGACACUAGUUCAGAGUGGUUAUCGUCUUCAGCUGAUGAGGAUGCAAAGUUAGGCUGGGGACCAGGUUUUCAGUGUGUUUUCUAGAAAGCUGUGAGUGCAUCGACAUAACCACAACAAGUAAGAUCACACGUCUUUCGGAUUCAAAUUCCUUCAUAAAAACAUCUUCAAAUGGAAACAACUGUGCUGAGCUCCAGCUAGCCAUUUUUACAAAUUGUCUCUAGAAAGACUGGCUAAAACUUUUACAUGUGCAACUUUUGAAAAGUCCUCUGACAUAACCGAAAAAGCUACUGUAUCUGAAAACAAUCUUCCCUACUAAUAAGUGACAGAACCCUGAUGACAAACAAGGGUCCAGCUCUACCAUGAAAUCCCGCUCAUUUUGCCUCAGGCUCUUCCUCAUCUGCCUGGCCGCUCUACUGUUCAUUCUGGUGGGACAGGGGAGAAAGGGUGGGUGGGGUCCAAACUCUGACAGACGCCACAACAACAUCACCAUCCUGCUGUGGCACUGGCCCUUUGGCCCCUCCUACAAUUUGGAGGGAGACGUGUGCUGGAACCGGUACCGGAUCCCUGACUGCCGCCUGGUGGACCAGCGCUCUCUCUACCCCAGUGCUGACCUGGUGGUCUUCCACCACAGAGAGCUGAUGAACGGCCAGGAGCGGCUGCCCCUCCACCUUCACCGGCCAAGGCACCAGAAGUGGGUCUGGCUCUCUCUGGAGUCCCCUGACAACAGCAGAUACCUGAAGCCCUUCAAUAACGUGUUCAACUGGACCAUGUCCUACCGCCGCGAUGCCGAUAUCACCAUGCCCUAUGGUAAGCUGCUGCCGAAGGACUGUGAUACUGGUAAUGAUAGCAGCACAGAAGACAUCAUUCCCAAAAAUAAGUCCAUUCUGGCCUGCUGGGUUGUUAGUCACUAUGAGCCUCAGCACAGAAGGAGCUUGGUGUACAAGAGCCUGAAAAGAAGCAUCCCAGUGGAGGUGUAUGGUCGCUUGAGAGGGAGUGUUUUGGCCUCCAUCAACCUGCUGCCCACCAUCUCAAGCUGCUACUUCUACCUGUCCUUCGAGAACUCCAUCUCCAAGGAUUACAUCACUGAGAAGCUCUGGCGGAACGCUUACCAGGCAGGGGCGGUGCCUGUGGUUCUGGGUCCACCUCCAGAUGACUACAUAGCCGUGGCGCCACCCAACUCCUUCAUCCACGUUGAGGACUUUCCAUCCACCAAGGAGCUGGGGAACUAUCUCCGCCAGCUACAACUGGACAAGGAGAGAUAUGCUGGGUACUUUGCGUGGCGGCACAGCUAUCAGGUGAAAGUGUAUACAGACUGGAGGGAGAGGCUGUGUAGCAUCUGCCCCCAGUAUCACAGCCUGCCUGCUCAGAAGGUUUACCAUGACCUGGAAGCCUGGGUAAGGAAGUGAAACCACGCUCAUGGUUCACUUUGGCAGCUCCUCAGACUUUCUGCAUCCUAAAUAGCACCCUUUUCACUAUACAGGUCCUUACAUUUGACCAGGGCUCAUAGGGUCUGGUCAAAAGUAGCGCACUAUACAAGGGGAGUGACAUUUAGGACACCUUUUAAAAAUGUGAAGGUGGUCUUAUCUAGGACCAGCUCUUUUCACAUACAUGGACAUUUCAGCAAUAAACCACCUCCCCACACAACUUAUGUGUGAGAAACGGAAAGUGGUUGAGCAUUUAUGGGUGAUCUGUGUUACACAUGCAGCAUUUACAUACACAAUAGCAUAUUCACCAAUUGUUGUUAUGACACAGGUUGGCAUGGAAAAUAAAAUAUUUAAUUGUGUGGUGCAAAAGUUACAAGUAACAUCUUAUGGUUGCCCCGGAGA